Rubroshorea leprosula is the source of this 487-nucleotide messenger RNA. NCBI's taxonomy places the organism in Eukaryota, Viridiplantae, Streptophyta, Magnoliopsida, Malvales, Dipterocarpaceae. The record is from the annotation of a GenBank genome assembly.
GUUUUUGUGGAAUGUCGUUCUGCAACCUGCAAAAUUGGAAAACCUAGAAGGCUAGAACCUGCCUUCUUUUUCCCCCAGUUCUGUAUUGAGUCUGCGAAUUAAGAACGGAGCCUGAAAUGCGCAUAUCUCUGUCGCGGCUGGGCAAUGCGUUGCCUUUUCCAAAGAUUUUCAGGCAGCUGGAGCAGGAGAUGGAAACUGUGAUCAGAGUACUGCAACCUGGACCCUUGGGGAUCACUGAGCACAAGUUCUCCGAUGAGGAAAUCCGCGAGGCCAAUGCCACUGUUCGUAGAGCUGUAGAGAAUUGGCGAAGAAAUGCAAGCCUAGAGCAGAUGAAUGGUGUCUUAAAAGAUUAUAUUCACAAGUGAUGAUGGAUCACUAUUUAUUUGAUACGAGAAUUUGAAAUUUUUGUAACACUCUUUUGUGGUGCUUUGUCAAAGUGUUAGAACAAUUGCUUGAAUUAAAUUUUAAAGAAAAAGUUUUUUAUCAG